Molecule: messenger RNA, 1497 nt
Organism: Talaromyces rugulosus
Lineage: Eukaryota; Fungi; Ascomycota; Eurotiomycetes; Eurotiales; Trichocomaceae
Exons: 4
Coding region: 1-1497 (498 amino acids)
Biological process (GO): transmembrane transport; carbohydrate transport
Cellular component (GO): membrane
Molecular function (GO): carbohydrate:proton symporter activity
Source: RefSeq, a predicted model, not a curated record
AUGCCGGAAAGAUAUUUUCUUGCAAGCGUAUUAUGCUCUUUUGGGGGUUUCUUAUUCGGGUAUGUUGAAUAUUUUGCAGAAUAUUAUGAGGACGGCGAAGAAGAUGUGCUGAUCGAUAUUGAUCCAUGCAGGAUCGACACUGGUAUCAUUGGACCAGUUACUGUCAUGUCAAGUUACCUCUCAAUGUUCGGUUCUCUAUCCUCCACGGUUCAUGGUCUUAUUGUUUCUUCGAUUUUGAUUCCGGCUGCUAUUUCAUCAUUCUUCGCUGGGCGAGUUGCGGAUCGCUUAGGUCGACCAAACAGUAUCAGCAUCGGAGCGUUGAUAUUUGGCAUUGGGGCGGCCCUGGAAGCAGGCGCUGUCCACUUGGGAAUGUUUAUUGUUGGACGUUGUAUUGAAGGUAUUGGGGAAGGGCUAUAUCUUGGGAAUUUAGUUGUUUACAUUUGUGAAAUCUCACCCCCUAGCAAAAGGGGUCCGCUAACAACUGGUCCUCAAUUGUUGAUUACUUUGGGUCUUGUUGUGGGAUUCUUUACCUGCUAUGGCACUACCGGAAUCGACUCCUCAAUGUCGUGGAGAUUACCUUUCAUUCUGCUGGCCAGUCUAUCAUUUGUAUUUUCCAUAUCAUGUUAUCUGUUCCUGCCCCAUUCACCUCGAUGGCUCAAACUCAGUGGCCGUCCGGCGGAAGCAGCCGAAACCUGGGAUUUUCUAGGAGUUAGCCGAGCGGAACGCGAAAAGGUUGAGGUUGAACAGGAUCAAGGAGAGACCGAUACCAAAACCAAUUUCUGGGCUCUGUUCUCGAAGGAUGUGCGUGGCCGUACGGCUCUGGCAGUUUUCAUGAUGGGUAUGCAGCAGCUUAGUGGAAUUGACGGUGUUCUUUAUUACGCCCCUCUUCUCUUUCAACAGGCUGGUCUUACAUCCUCAAACGCAUCUUUCCUUGCUUCUGGAGUAUCUGCCAUAGUGAUCUUUGCCGUCACAAUCCCCGCUGCAAUAUUCGCCGACAAAUGGGGUCGACGUCACAGUACUAUCUACGGCGGUAUUGGACUCGGCAUUGUCAUGUUUUUGAUUGGAGGUCUUUAUGCCGGAAACCAAGUUCACGGCGACUUUGGUGCUGGCCGCUGGGUAGUCAUUGUAUCAAUCUAUGUCUUUGCAGUGAUCUAUUGUGUGUCAUGGGCGGUUGGAAUCAAGAUAUACGCCGCUGAGAUCCAGCCUCAACAGACACGUGCGGCAGCAACUAGUCUCGCUCAUGGCAGUAACUGGUGUACAAAUUUCCUGGUCGCACUCGUUACGCCAAUCUUGCUGUCCAAGAGCAGUUUUGCCAUUUACUUUAUGUUUGGAGGAUGCGUUUUGCUCACUUCGUUUAUUUGUGCGCUUUCUAUGCCGGAAACAAGAGGGAAAUCAUUGGAAGAGAUCGAGGAAGUAUUCAAGAGAACGUCAGGAUCAACAAGGUUAAUGAACUUGCGUAAAUUGGUUGCAAGAACCACUAUUCGACAUGAGAUCUGA